AUGGAGAAAUGUAAAGCUGUGGAUACUCCUUUAGCUUCAAACUAUAGAUUAACCAAGGAUGAUGGUACCCUAAAUGCAGAAAGCUUAAUGUGCAAAAGCAUCAUUGAAAGUCUACUUUAUUUAACUGCUUCAAGACCAGAUAUCAUGUUCUCUGCUAGCUUGCUGUCUCGAUUUAUGCAAAGUCCCUCACAAACUCACUUUGCAGCAACUAAGAGAGUUUUGAGGUACAUUAAAGGAACAGUAGAUUUAGGCUUGAAGUUUGAGAAGAAGAAAAGCUUUGUUCUUAUGAGAUAUUGUGACAGUGACUGGGCAGGAAGUCUUGAUGAUUUUAAAAGCACAUCUGGUUAUUGUUUUUCACUUGGCAGUGCAGUUUUUAGUUGGAAUUCAAAAAAGCAGGAAGUGGUGGCUCAAUCUUCAGCAAAAGCAGAAUAUAUUGCUACUGCUACAAAUCAUGUGAUUUGGUUGAGAAAAGUCUUUCAUGAUCUGGGCUAUAACUAUGAGAAGGGUACACUGCUAUUCAUUGACAACAAAUCUGCUAUUUCAAUUGCUAAAAACACUGUGUAG
Theobroma cacao (cacao) is the source of this 564-nucleotide messenger RNA. Lineage: Eukaryota; Viridiplantae; Streptophyta; Magnoliopsida; Malvales; Malvaceae. The record is from RefSeq and is a predicted model, not a curated record.